AUGGAUCAAUCUGGCAAGCCUUUCUACAAGGACGAUGAGAUCGUUUGUGAUCGAGAUGGCAUUCCUCACUACACUGGGGUGCAGCCCCAUUUGAUGCGUGAGUAUCGCCGCCGUGUCCUCUUUGCCUACAACAACCUUGAAGGAGAAGGCGAUGAUGCCACCAAGGAAGCCCGAGAUUUGGGCAAGAAGCAAUCAAGAUUUGCAAAACGUCUCAUCGAUGCUCUCCAUGGUGAAGCUUGGAGGGCUUGUGAAGAGCUGCUAGAGGAUCCGGUCAAGUUGAAGGAGAAAGACGGCUAUAAGCAUGUCUUUGCCUGCCUGCAAUCGAUUGAGAAGGUCGGUGUAUUGAAGAAGAUGGAGGCCUUCGAUAAUUACUUCAAGAAGACGUAUCGACAGAGAGGCACUCCAAUUGACCUUUUCUUGCGCCGCAGGUCCCAAGCUUGGUCGGAGUUGAUCGAUGUGGCCGAGGGCGUGUCGAUGUCAGAAGAUUUGAGGGCCUACUUCCUCUUGGAGCAAGUGAACAUUGGUCGAGAGGAGCGACGAUCAAUUUUGCUGGCCAAUCAGAGCAACUACACCAUUGAGGGUAUUGAGAAAGUGAUCAUCAGCCACCUUCCAAGAAAGGCAAGGGCUAUGGAAAGAAGUGCCCACUAUGCCCAUGCAAUGAACGAUGAAGAGAUUGACGGAGACGAGGAGGCCUUUGCACUGGAAGAUGAUGAGCAGGAGUUCCUUGACCCUGAGUUGGGGUUGGAUGAGGAGGCCUUUGAAGUUGAUGAUACUCUUCCAUCGGAUGAUGGAGGUUCGCAAGAUGAAGAGAUCUAUGAGGCCUUCACCGUCAUGGACAAUCACCGCAAGACCUACAAGGACAGCCGCCGGAAGCUUCGAGAGAUUCAGAAGUCUCGAGGCUACUUUCGAGGUGACUUCACGGGCGACUUCAAAGGUGAGAUGGUGGAGGAGAGACGGCAAGCAGUUGCCGCUGAGAAGGCCCGAACUCGUUGUGCUGCCUGCGGCCGCCUUGGCCAUUGGGCAGGAGACAGUGCGUGCGCCAAGAGCUCCAAGUCAGGACCACAACGUGGCAGCUCGUCAUCCAAGGGCAAGAAGAAAGGUGGUGGCAAGGACCGUGCCUAUAUGGUUGGUGAAGCACCGCUCUACUUCACCUUGGGCUCAGAAGAGGAAUAUGAAGAAGCUUUCUGCAACAUGGUCAGCACUCCCGUUGAUGAGGAAGAGACAGAGAUGCAGCAGGAUGGAGGUCUUUCCGAUCUCGAUUUCCGUCGCAAGAAGGCAGUGGAUGCUCGUUCAGAGACUCACUCUGAGGCCGCAUCAGUUCGUUGGGAGAAGAUUGAAGAUAGCUAUGGAGCAGCUGCCCCAACCACGCCUUGGGGUUCGACUGAACUCCCUGCUGCAGAUCUCCGUGCCGGAGUCCAGACUCUCCAGGUUCCUUCGUUUGCUGAGGUGCGCCCCUCGAACCUGGAGGACAUGAAGCUGCGUGAUUUGCAAGCAGAAUGUGAAGCCUGGGGAAUUCACAUCUCAGGCAAGAAGGCUGACCUGAAGGAGAGACUUGAGAAGUUGUUCAUGGGCCAAUUGAUUCUGCGCAAAGGCUGCACCACAAAGUAUGUCCGCCUGAAGCUUAUGGAUGGAUCUCCCAAGCGUGCGACAAAGGGUUAUGCCGGGGCUGUACCCGAUGAUCAGGCGCCGAUUCGUCCUAAGAGCAAAGCAGCAGCGAAGCCGAUGCCCAGAGUUCUUCGUGAGGCGCUACAUGGACUACAAGCACCAGAAGGACCCAAGGAGCCGAAAGUGAAGGCACCACCUCCGCAGCGCAAGAUCCAUGAUGACGGCGCCGACACCUUUCGUUCCUUGUCCGAUGAACGUCUUUUUCGGAGGGACUUGGAGACCCGCCUUGCAGAGGCCGCUGUCAUCGCUGCAGAGGAGAGGCUUUACACGGAGUUCCUGGAUCCGCGCACGGGCAUUCGCAUGCCGUCAGUGUUCAAGGUUGGUGAGAUGGCUCCUUCUGUGUAUUGCCCAGCAUGUGGUCAGCCCAUGGUUCUCCGCCGCAACAAGCGAGAUGAUGGCUUGUUCUUCGGAUGCUCGCGAUUCAACGCUGGAUGCCGAGGAACCCGGAGGUUCGAGGAUGUCGUUGAAGAGUAUGAAGGCCGUCAGCAGAAGCAGAGCCCGUCCAGCAGCGGGCUUGUGCGGCGCUAG
Molecule: messenger RNA, 2193 nt
Organism: Durusdinium trenchii
Lineage: Eukaryota; Dinophyceae; Suessiales; Symbiodiniaceae
Source: the annotation of a GenBank genome assembly